Messenger RNA from Equus caballus (horse), 2945 nucleotides. It is a transcript of the gene SAMD5, whose product is annotated as sterile alpha motif domain containing 5. Gene Ontology annotation, molecular function: protein binding. The record is from RefSeq and is a predicted model, not a curated record. NCBI's taxonomy places the organism in Eukaryota, Metazoa, Chordata, Mammalia, Perissodactyla, Equidae.
CGGCGCGGAGCGGCUCGCACAGCCGCCGGUGCCCGCGAGCUCCAGGCUGCUUGGGGAAUUCACUUUGCCGCUUUUACGCUUCUGCCUCCUCGGGCUUCUUCUGAUGGCUUUCUGUCUCCGGCCCUGUCCUUUCCUUUAAAAGGAAACUUUACUGCGGUUUCUUUUUCCCCUUGGAGGAGAGGAUUAAAAGUUCCAAGAACUGGUGCCUUUCGGGCGCUGGGAGGGCGUUCGCCGGCGGGGUUCCAGUCCCACCAUGUGCACCAACAUAGUUUACGAGUGGCUGAAAGCGCUGCAGCUCCCGCAGUACGCAGAGUCCUUCGUGGAUAACGGCUACGAUGACCUGGAGGUGUGCAAACAGAUCGGGGACCCGGACCUGGACGCCAUCGGGGUGCUGGCGCCCGCGCACCGCCGCCGCAUCCUGGAGGCCGUGCGCCGGCUGCGGGAGCAGGACGCCGCCGCCGCGGGCCUCUACUUCACCCUGGAGCCGCAGCCGCCGCCCGCGGUCGCCGUCCCCACCGGCCGCCGGGGGGAGCCGUGCGGCGGCCCGGCCCAGGGCACCCGCGGGGACCCCCGCAGCCAGACGACCGCCCCCCGCAGCAGGGAGCCGGUGAGCUACCCCAAACUGAAGCUGAAGAUCAUGAUCAGGGAUAAGCUCGUCCGCGACGGCAUCCACCUGAGCAAGCCCCCGUACUCCCGCAAGGUCCCCAUGGCUGGCAUCCUAGAGUACUUAAUGAAUUGGCCGAAGUCAUCACAGAACCGCUAGAUAUCAUUUUUGAGAGCUCGUGGAGGACUGAUGAGGUGCCUGAAGACUGGAAAAGGGCAGAUUUAGAGCCUUCUUUCAAAAAGGGGAAUGGAUGAUGACCCUGGAAAUACUCAUCAGCUUAACUUUUGGCUUGGAAAAAUUCUGGAAUAAUCAACUUAGUGCACUGGGUAACUAACUUAUGAGAGCUAGAAAAUAAGGCAGUGAAAUAUCACACGUAGAGAAGUACUGGGUUCAUUUUUAAAAGACACACCAUUGUGAGAUGCUGUCUUAUGCGUAUUUGGGGAUUCUCCGCUCCAUUUUAUGAAUCCUUGAUGGAAAUCAAUGAAGUUGGCUAAGGCGUUUGGGUAAUAACUAAUUUUAAGUUCCGCACAAGACAAAAAGCAGGUGUCUGGCAUUUGGUAGUAAUUACAUCAUUUCCAAAUUUGCUUUUAACUUGAGAAUAGUAGCUUUAAUUUUGUAUUUUAACAUACAUCUUUUUUCACUUCAUAUGGGACUGUGCUUUCAUAGGUUGAGAUAUUUUAUAUAAUUCUAUAUAGAAUAGUUUGGUGAGGGAAUUCUUAUUUUAAGGUGCUUUAUAUAUAGUUAUUUCAUAUAUAGGUACAAUCAUAAAGCUGGUGAAUUAAGGAACAUCACUAUGGGAAGAAAACUUUUUCUAACUUCUCUUUUUAAAUUUAAUGUGGCUGAAGUUUAGUGUUAGGACCAAUAAGAAUGUCUUGCAAGAGCCAGCCAUGAGCUGGAUAGCUCGUUUUCCUCUCUUCCUGGGGACUGCCAGGGCCGGCGCAGUGCCUUAUCCCACCUUACUCCCCAGGUUUCUGAGUUCAGGCCUGGGGGAGCAGGGAGGUGGCAGUGGCAGUGGGCCUUAAGAGCCGUGAAUAACCACAGCCAAAAAGGAGAGUAGAAUGAGGUGGGAGGAGGAGAUUAAGACGAAUCUGGAGUUUUUCUAAUUCCUCUUACUCUUGCCUUUGGAUGUUGGUAGUUUUAUUUUCUGCUUAGAAAAUGCAACCAUGUUGAUGGGACCAAAAACUUAGUUGAAAGGAGAUCAUCAAAGAAGGUAUAGAUGUGGAACAAGCUCCUGGGGCAGGCAGCUUCUGAGAGCUGCAGAGCAGGACCAUAUUACAGAAUCUAACCUGCACCAGUUAGGAGUACAUAAGAGAUGGAAGUUUCUGUCAGCACUGUGAGCUCAAGAGUAGGAAACGCUCAAAGGAAAAAUUUACAUUUAUUUCUUCCUGGUGCAUAUACUGGUCCCUAGGAAUGGGCAGGCCGUGAAGAUCUUCAAGGACGAUUUGACAACAACACUGCUUUAAAAAUCUAAGGUUUGCGUAGUUUAGGUACUUCUAGAGAUGAAUUUGGGCACUGGGUAAAAUCAGUCUCAUUCUUAAAUACAAAUGCAAGAAAAUUAAGCUCUAAAGUGUAUAUUAGUUGUCCUUUAUACAUAGCUUGCAAUUUCAUAAGGAUUAUUCUCUAAUCACCCUUUCCUCAUUUUCUUUUUCAAGUCAGCUAGUGUCUUGAAAAUUUCCAAGCUGGGUUUUUUUUUUUUUAAGGAAUGGGGGGUCUGUAUAGAUUACAGAUACACUUUAUUAUGAUAAUAAAUGGCUUCCUGUUCGAGACCUCAUUUCCAGGUGCAGCAGCUGUGGCAGAUUUAUUUCACAGAUGUACAUUUACAUGCAUUUGUUGCACUGUUGCUAGAAAAGACCCAGUUUCUGAAAAAUCCAUUAUUUUUACCAUGGGCAUUAUGAUGCAAUCUACUGCAACCAACCAGGGGGCUCUUUGGUCAUUUCAAGUUUCAUUUUCUACUUGUGAAACAUCUAACUUUGAUUCUCCUGCCAAAUUUAAAUCUUCUCUUUGUGUCUCCUGUUGGCAGUUGAAAAUAAUAAUUCUCUACCUAAAUUAAAAGUCACAAUCUAGAACGGUGAAAUAGCCAAGGGAUUUUAAAGACUUCUUACCUAAAGCUAGAAGAAGAAAGCUUCAAAAUAAGCAGAGAAGUAUUAAAGGAAGUCCAUUAAUUCCUUUGCAUUAAAUCAAAAUGAGGUAGGAGUUGAAAUAUAAGAAAAGGAAGUAGGUUUAUCAAGAAUUGUAUCUGGAGAUAAUUACUUUUAAGAAGAGUAAUUUUUUCACAGUGUUUUUUUUCUUUUAUCUAGCAUUCUUGAUAUUCUUAAUUUUUUUUUUUAAAUAUUGGCUUUGA